Molecule: messenger RNA, 680 nt
Organism: Paramacrobiotus metropolitanus
Lineage: Eukaryota; Metazoa; Tardigrada; Eutardigrada; Parachela; Macrobiotidae
Exons: 2
Coding region: 39-680 (213 amino acids)
Source: RefSeq, a predicted model, not a curated record
UAGUUUAUAACAGUCUGCUAAACAUAAACAUAUCAAAAAUGAAGAGCUUUUUUUCAACAUCAGUUUCUAUAAUUUCCUUACUUCCUUUACUGCUGUUCUCCAGAGGAACUUCCGCUGGCCGCGUAAUAGUGGCAGCGCCAUCGAACAACACCGGCAUUCCGGUGGCGGUCGGCACCCCGGUGCUGGCGCCCAGCGGCCACUUCGACGUGGACCCGUCGACCACCACCACCGGCAACACCCGCAUUACCACCACGGUACCCACGACCACCAUCUCCCCACACACCGUCAGCACUUCCUUUCCCCACAAGGCCACCCAGCCGAAGACGGACAAAACCGGUAAAUCCACCGGCUUCGUCACGGCGGCGCCGGCCAUUAUCAAGGCACGCGGGACAAAGGUCACCGGCACCUCAUCGCCAUCGGAUGCCGGUCUGAAGCGUAACCGCCGGUGGUUCGGCGGUUUGGGUUAUGGGUUGCCGUACGGAGGAUUCGGCUACGGGGGACUGGGCUACGGCGGAUUAGGGUUCGGCGGUCUGGGAUUCGGUGGACUGGGUCUCGGCGGUCUGGGUUUCGGAGGACUGGGCUACGGCGGCCUCGGGUUCGGCGGGUUGGGAUUCGGCGGCGGGCUGGGAUUGGGCGGUGGGAUAGUGGAUAGCGUCAGUGUAACGGAUAUGAUUAUUUAA